AUUGUUUGUUUAUUUAUUUAAUUUUUUUUGUUUAGUAUCGUUGUAGUCGUACUCGUAGUAGUACCACUCGUAUUGUAAGCAGAUCGAUCAGCUUCAGCUAGGUGCUAGGUGAAGGUAAAAGUGAAGCUCCAUUUAUUACCAUCAAAGAAUAACUUGAUAAAUUACCUUACUCAAAUUCAAAAGCCAUACAUUUUGGAAGAGGACUUAUAUAUCCUGAAUAUUUAUAUUCCAAAAUGGAUGAUGAAAGGUGGACUGUGAAGGACAAGAUAGAUCAGUUUCGUGGUGUGACAACACUUUUUAAUAAUGCUUACACAAACAUCAAGGAGAAAACACAGGCACAGCGUAAGAAGCUCAAUAAGGAGAUCAAGAUUUUGUCGGCGGAAAACCAAAAGUAUCGGCAACAAUACGAGGAAGUUCUCAAUGGGGACAAGACCAGCCUUCUACCGGUGCUUCACUCCCAUCCCAAACUGCAACUGGCUUUCAAAAAUCUUGAUCCACAGGGAAUAGAAGAAGAACUAAAGCAGUCAAUAUUUUGCAAGAACAAAGAGCUGGAUCGAUUGAGAUACAAAAGGAAAAAUCUUGAGGAUAUUCUACUAAGUAAAAAGCUUGAACUAGGGUUAGAAAAGAAUGCUGAGGAGGCACCGGAGAAUUUCCUUUUUGAGCAAGAAAUCGCCAACCAGAUUCAAAGUAUCAGUGUAAAACUGAACGCAGCAAGAACCACCCACGAUGUGUACGAGAGAGCACUCAAGAUUCUGGAAAAGGAUGCCAUACGGUUUGACGAAGUGCUGGAAGGUCUGAGAAAAGACUUGCUGCACCAAGGGGAGAGCAUCGUAAAGGCAGUAGAGAUUGGACAGAGUGUUUCGGAAGAGCUCAAUGGGUUGCAACGGGAGUACAGGAUCACAGAAAGAGAAGUGAGAGAUAACAUGAGACUGCGAGACAGAGCUAUACGUGAACUGAAGGCAGAGAUAGACAAUGUAAGAGUGUAUGCCUACACAAGCGGACGCAGGGAGACUGGGGACGGCGGCCAUGUGCAGUCAAACAUGAUGGACGACAAUGGACAGAAUAACAUUCACAACAUCCUGGAGUUGACUAUGAGAAAAGAACUUGCUGAAGUGGAGGGCUGCAUCAAUCAAAUCAAGGAGGCAGCAAUGGUACAUCGUGCUGUGGACAUCUUACCCAGACUUAAAGAACAAAAGAGGCAGAGAAAGAGGCUGGAGCGGCAGGUAGCAGAAAACAAAGAGGAGUUAAGUAGAAUGUUAGAACUUCACAAUCAGCUGGAUGUAAUGUUGGAGGUGGUCCUGUACCACACCAUGACAGAUGAUGCCAAGGCUCUCAAAGAGGAACGAACAAAGCUUUACAAGGCGAUUGAAGAAGUGAAUGACAAUAUGAAGGGAACCCAGGAGGAUCUGGUGCAAUUGGGCCAGAAAAUCUUGGAUGUUCGGACAGCUUUGCUAACACUCAACAUUAUGUUGGACACAGUGUGGCCAAGUGUUGGUGCUGACGACACAAUCGACUACAUCAGUGCAGAGAGUGAGAUAGUCGUAGACCCUAACACUCAGGUCAAACCGCUCUCGCAGCCAAACACCGAGGCUCUAACUCUGAUGGAGCAAGUGACCAAGAAGUUGAAGUGGCUGUUGAGUGUCGUGGAGACCUUGGACAAGACGGACAGGAAGCCAGCGCAGAGGCAGAAAUUGAGCCACAAGUCCAGCAAGGUGCAGAUAGCCGAGGAUGACGCCGACAACAUCGUGUCAGACAUGCUAGAUGAGUUAGAAGACAUGGACGACCCGUCAGUUCCCACCAGGAGGUACAUCAAAGCAGAGAGUCAGAGGAUCGUAGAUAUGUACAACGACCCGAGGGCCCUGUUUGAGGUUGCACCAAUCAAAUACAAGAAACACGCUUGCUUCUAACUGCUGAGAAUGAAACUCUCUAGUGAAAAAAUAAUCUGUUUGAAAUUUAAAAAUCUACAGUAGUUUUGGUUCUAUAGGAUGCUAUGGCAAUUCUUUUCAAAAGGAAUUUGAAAAUUCGUUUUUUGUAAAAGUUUCCGUUUGAGAUACAUUGUAUUAACAUAAUACACUUGUUUAAUUUUUAUGUAUCGUAUUAUUUUUCUAAAGGGUUUAUAAAGAGUUAUUGUUGUAAGAAAAUUGUUUAUAUAAUUACGAGUGUGUGGACUUGUUAUUAUUUGUAUUAAAAGAUUCUUAAAGCCAAAUAUUUAAAUUUGAAGUUUUCUAGAUUACCUGAUUGAAGUUGUUAAACAAAAUUUGCCAUGCAUGAAUUAGAAUCCAUUUAUAAUACUAAACAGUGUGAGAUGUCUCAGCAUUGCAUUGUGAUAUUUGGUUCAAGAUGUG
Macrosteles quadrilineatus (aster leafhopper) is the source of this 2345-nucleotide messenger RNA. RefSeq lists its product as uncharacterized. The transcript has 13 exons. Lineage: Eukaryota; Metazoa; Arthropoda; Insecta; Hemiptera; Cicadellidae. The coding region runs from base 234 to 1907 and encodes 557 amino acids. Gene Ontology annotation, biological process: cilium movement; outer dynein arm assembly. Gene Ontology annotation, cellular component: cilium. The record is from RefSeq and is a predicted model, not a curated record.